Thlaspi arvense is the source of this 537-nucleotide messenger RNA. The record is from the annotation of a GenBank genome assembly. NCBI's taxonomy places the organism in Eukaryota, Viridiplantae, Streptophyta, Magnoliopsida, Brassicales, Brassicaceae.
AUGCGGAGCUUUUCACUGGAGAGAAGGAGUGGUAACAAGUGCUACAUGAUGGCAGCGAGGGCCUUGAAUAUAACUUGGGGGCAUGAUCAAAGAUACUGGCAGUGGAUCUCCCUUCCUGACACCAGGUUCACAGAAGUGGCUGUGCUAAACAUAGUAUGGUGGCUUGACAUCACUGGCAAAUUCAGCAUAUCCCUUCUCUCUGAUGACACCCUCUACGCCGCUUACCUUGUCUUUAAGUGGAACCUUGCUCCCUACGGUUUCCGUCAGCCCGUUGAGGCCUCCCUAGUCUUGUCUGGCACAGAUCCUGUUGAUGUUCAGCCUUCCAUGGUGAGUCUCAUGCACAAUCCGGGAAGUGAAGAAGGUCUCUGCGCUCAGCUUAGAAGUGACGGUUGGUACGAGGUUGAGUUGGGACACUUGUUCAAAAGGAGAGGAGAUAUGGGUGAAUUUGAGAUGAGCCUUAGGGAGACUAAGAAACCUUUUGAGAAGAAGGGACUUAUUGUUCAUGGAAUGGAGAUUAGGCCACUCCCACCUCCCUAA